Clarias gariepinus (North African catfish) is the source of this 2600-nucleotide messenger RNA. RefSeq names its product REST corepressor 2 (gene rcor2). Gene Ontology annotation, cellular component: histone deacetylase complex; transcription regulator complex. The transcript is spliced from 13 exons. Gene Ontology annotation, molecular function: transcription corepressor activity. The coding region runs from base 299 to 1906 and encodes 535 amino acids. Gene Ontology annotation, biological process: negative regulation of DNA-templated transcription; regulation of transcription by RNA polymerase II. The record is from RefSeq and is a predicted model, not a curated record. NCBI's taxonomy places the organism in Eukaryota, Metazoa, Chordata, Actinopteri, Siluriformes, Clariidae.
GAGAGAGAGGAUUUAAAUAAGAGUGGGUUUUGUUUUUAUAAGACCCAGUGCGUGAUCUGUGGUGCUUUAGUGUUAGUCGACUAGUCAGUGCAUCGCUGAUGAAGUUUCAGUAGCAGAGAGAGAGACCGAGCUAGCCCAGGUGUGAAACUGCUUCCCCGGCUGGCAACUAACACUAAUGUUGACCGACAGCUACUCAGCUACCAACUGAAGCCGGAGGACCUGAAGCGUGGUUUGACACAAAAGAAUCCCGACUUGAGAGAGGACUAGGGCCAAAAGUGAGGCGAGACAAAACAAAGUCAUGCCGUCAGUGAUGGAGCGCUCAGGAUCCGGAGUGCUUUCCCGCAGCAGGGCAAAAACAGCGACUAACGGCAACAGUCAUCAGCACACUGAUGAGGAAAGCAGCGAUGAAGAGCAUUCACAUGACAGCAUGAUUCGUGUGGGUGCAGACUACCAGGCACAGAUCCCAGAGUACAAGCCAGAGCUCGAGUCUGAUUACAGUGAGAAAGACCAGAGAAGCAUGCUUGUGUGGUCACCCGACAGCCAAGUGUCUGAUGCAAUGUUGGACGAAUACAUCCUAAUGGCCAAAGAGAAGCACGGAUAUAAUAUGGAACAGUCUUUAGGUAUGCUGCUGUGGCACAAGCAUGAUGUGGAGAGGUCCCUGGCUGACCUGGCCAACUUCACGCCCUUUCCCGAUGAGUGGACGGUGGAGGAUAAGGUGCUGUUUGAGCAGGCGUUCAGUUUCCACGGGAAGAGUUUCCAUCGCAUCCAACAGAUGCUGCCAGAUAAGCUGAUCUCCAGCCUGGUGAAAUAUUACUACUCCUGGAAGAAGACUCGGACUCGCACCAGCGUCAUGGACAGACAGGCCCGCAAACUCAUUAGCAAGAGAGAGAAAGAUGACAGUAAUGACGAUAUAGAAGAAGGAGAGCAGGGAAGUGACAGCGACUUUGAGAUCGUCGCAAAGAAAGAGGCCAAGCUGACCCUCGGUUCCGGAGGAGGCAGCGAAAGGAGCUCGGGGAGGUCAGGACCGACACGCAAAGAGAGCCAGGGAGCUCAAUAUCGGCAUCAUCCGCUGAGGGCACGCCGCAGACCUCCAAAGGGCAUGUACCUGGUUCAGGAUGACAUCAUCGCCCUGUCGGCUUCCACAGAGUCAGGCACCGUCUCGAACCGCCAGCUCGACACUCAGCUGGUGUCACUCAAGAGACAGGUUCAAAGUAUCAAGCAAGCAAACAGUGUCCUCAAACGGAGUUUGGCGGAUGGUAUUGAACCCAUAAGACCAGCUGAGCCCACUCUUAAGAUUAACUCUCGCUGGACCACAGAAGAGCAGCUACUGGCUGUACAGGCCAUCAGGCGCUACGGUAAAGACUUUGCCGCCAUCGCUGAUGUGAUUGGGAACAAGACGGCGGGUCAGGUGAGCUCAUUCUUCAUCAGCUACCGCCGCCGUUUCAAUCUGGAGGAAGUGCUGCGCGAAUGGCAGGCAGAACAGGAAGUGCUGCGGGGGAACAGCGAGACCAUGAAGGACCUGAACGGGACAGCAGGAGUGGAAGAUGAAGAGACUAAGAGGGACACUGUGUCCCCUGCAGACUCGGGCAGUCCACAGCCGUCCUCUGAAGUAGCCAGCAACUCCAGCCAGUCUUCUCCUCCCCUUACCCAACCCCCACCUUUACUACGCCCGACUCCCCCCAGUGCACCCCCGAGCUUGCUGCGACAGCCUCCUCCUCUUCAAACGCGUCCGCUCCAGACCCGAACACCACACAACCACCCUCCACCUCCACUCAUCCGUCCGGCCGUGGCCUCAUCUCACCACCAGAGCAACUCGAGGAACUCCAUCGGGUCCUCUGCAGGCUCCGGCGCACAGCUGCCUCCCUCGCUGAUGGGGAUCGAAGUGGAGUCACCACACUCGCACUGAUUGAUGCGAGCCGCCAGCACUGAUCUCAAACCAGUUCUAAAUUAGGAUGUUAACAGGAAACCGGUCGCAGUUCAGGGCAACUUCUAGGAAAAAAAACGACUGUCCAGGUGCCAAGGGGAUAAAAAAAAAAAAAAAACCUUCUCGCAGUUGUUCAGGCACAAAAGAUGAGUCAGGGAUGGUGAAUAGACAAAGUUCAGGUGACAGGUGAAAUUAGUCAGCAGUAAGUUUGGCAUCACUCAGAAAAUCCCCAUUAAACACCAACAGUUGUACAGGCAAAGAUCUCCCUUUGUCAAUCAUCUAGUACAGAAAAAAAAACCUCAGUGCAGACUUGCCAAAUAAAGACCACACACACACCUAGAGGGCCUCAGCUUUAAUGGUAUACCUCAGAGGAGGCCACCGAACCCACAACCACAUCGUUCACGGUGAUCAGUUACGCAAACGAACUUUGUCAGGAAACAUCGUUAGUACUUGAACCAAAAUUUCUCGAUAGAGAAAAAGAGCCUUUAGACAUUAUUCACUGUAUUGUAAUGAAAUGCCUUGACAACUGAAUCACAGGUUUCCCAUCUCCAUGGCAACAGAGCAGAACAUCUCCAACUAUGUUACAAGGAAGACACCACAUGAUGUUUGCGAGUGUAAACUGGGAACAGGCAUUUUUUUGGUCUCCAUUAAAAAAACCAUGUAUUACUAGAACUCA